GUGACUAGGAGCCGACACACGGAAGUGGGCGAAUCUGAGCAGUAAAACCUGCUAUGUCGCUUUUAGAGGGCGGUUUUACUGUUUUUGUUGUUUUGGUCGCGUUAAUUGCAGCGGUUUUACACUACAUGGAGAAUUCACCUGGAGAAUACGUGGCGUAUAAAGGGGGAAUAAUUCCAGGCUUGAAGGACUGUGGAGCAGUAGAUAUGUGACCGAAUGCAUACAUGCGAGUCAUGUAUUGCUCAGAAGAUGGAUGCGGCUGCACUAGAAGAAAACUUCAGGCAAAAGAAUAAAAGUUGUUUUAUUCUUGGUGCUUCUGGAGAGACAGGGAAAACACUGUUAAAGGAAAUUGUACAGCGCAAUAUUUUCACCAAAAUUACUCUCAUCGGGCGAAGAAAGCUGAGCUUUGAGGAUAAAACGUAUGACAAAGUGGUGCAAGAAGUGGUGGACUUUGAGAAGCUGGAUGAAUAUGCCCAAGCAUUUCAGGGUCACGACGUUGGGUACUGCUGCCUCGGAACAACCAAAGCCAAAGCAGGAACCGAGGGAUUUAUCCGUGUCGAUCACGACUACGUACUGAAAUCAGCAGAACUAGCCAAAGCCGGGGGUUGCACACACUUCCAUCUGGAGUCAUCUAAAGGAGCUGACAAAACAAGCAGUUUCCUUUAUCUAAAAACCAAGGGCCAAGUUGAAGCAGAUAUAGAGGAGCUGAGCUUUGAGCGAUACUCCAUCUACAGACCGGCAGUGCUGUUGGUGAACAGAGAGGAGAGUAGACCAGCCGAAUGGAUGGCACGCAAGUUUCUCGGAGCGUUCUCCUCCGUGUUCCCCACAGCGAUGUCCAUCCCCAUCACCGCUGUGGCUCGAGCCAUGCUGAUCAACACGCUCAUCGAAGGAGAGCAAAAAACCGAGAUCCUCGAAAACAAAGCCAUUUACAACCUCGGCAAGAUUGAGGAAAAGCGUUAAGAUGUGGAUUGUUCGAGUCUCGUGUAACAAGUGCUUUAAUUUCUUCCUCCGUAAAGGGACGUUUUGUCAUUUGGUGAUUUCCUGUCUAGAGACUUUAAACUCACUUGCGUAAAAAACAUAAGGGAUUUUCUGUUCAUCUGUGAGCAUUUAACAGCUGUAAGUUUUCAGUCUUAAACCUUAAACGGUCUGUUUUGUGCACUACACUAUAUGAUUUAAUUUAAUUUUAAAUAUAUAUUUUUUUUCUGGAGAUGAAUGGAGUUCUUUCCUUGAAUAUUAAUUAAAGUUAUUUGAGUGAAUUGUAGAAUAGUCACUUAUCAAAACACCCGCAUAAACACCUGCAUUUUUAUUUUUAUUUUUUUUAUAGGUCUUUAUUAUUAUUUCUUUAUCAAAAAAUAAACAUGUUAAUAUCA
This is a messenger RNA of Tachysurus fulvidraco (yellow catfish), 1367 nucleotides long. RefSeq names its product HIV-1 Tat interactive protein 2 (gene htatip2). Gene Ontology annotation, cellular component: cytoplasm. Gene Ontology annotation, biological process: import into nucleus. NCBI's taxonomy places the organism in Eukaryota, Metazoa, Chordata, Actinopteri, Siluriformes, Bagridae. The record is from RefSeq and is a predicted model, not a curated record. The transcript is spliced from 7 exons. The coding region runs from base 214 to 957 and encodes 247 amino acids.